GUGGUCCUGUGCUUUUGUAACCUCUUUUUUUCGUUGGCAAACCGUGACCCUUAAACGUGCUGUACUUUGAGGUUUUGUGAAAAUAUCUUCAAGAUCAAAGUAUCCAUGGUGGCAUCAGCGUAGUCUCACUCAGUAGUGUCAGUGUUCGAACAAAAAGCGCUUCGAAUUUUUAAGUCCCGUUUAUUGCUGAGAAAACCUUUUUUUGAGAUUAUUACCGAACCGUUGAGAUUAUUACCGAACGAAAACUUUUACCAUGGCCAACGACAUAGCUGAUACACAGCCUGCAACCCAAAGUCAGAUGCAGUCCCAAUGUACGCUCUUGGAGAGCCAACCGCCGGAGCUGCCCGUCUAUGGACGCCUUUGCGCUAAAAACGUCCAAAUUGAAAGCCAAGGUACUAAAAAUUCUAUUUCCUAUGUUACUCGUGAAGCUUCUUUGCCUAUAGAUCUUCAUGAUGGCGAAUUCAAGGUGGGACGAGACGCAGAGAGAUGCCACUUAAUUCUCAAGGAAGAACAUAUGCCUGCGUCCAAAUUGUCUCGCGUUUCGAAUGUGCAUUUCAUCAUCACAAAAGGUCCCGACAUCAGUUCGCCCGUGUACAUAACCGACAAUUCCAGGAACGGGACUUUUAUCAACAAUGCACGUAUUGGAAAACAUCGGCAACAAAUUCUGAAACACGACGAUGUGAUUUCGAUCUGUUUCUCGAAUUUAAGAGCUUUCGUCUACCACGACCUCCGGCACAAUGACGCGGAGAGCAAGAUGGCGAACGAAGUGCAAGAAAGAUACUACAUCGAGCGGCAACUGGGAUCGGGGGCAUGCGGCACGGUUUAUCUUUUGCACCACAUCCGUAGCUGCCAGCAGUUUGCGAUGAAACACGUGGUCAAGAACAGGAUCUCACAACAAACGCGAACACGUCCAGGGAUCUUGAACGAUCCACAACGUGUGAUGAACGAAGUUAACAUAAUGAAAAAGCUCGAUCACCCUUGUGUUAUCAAGAUGCACGAUAUCUUUGAUAAGCCGGAUUCCGUGUACAUGGUGCUCGAGUACAUGAAGGGUGGAGAUCUACUGUCGCGCAUCGUCAAGAACCAGAAAUUAUCCGAGAAGACGAGCAAACUCUUCUUCCUUCAGAUGUGUCACGCCGUGGGCUACCUGCACAAACAAGGAAUAACACAUCGCGAUUUGAAACCGGACAACAUUCUGCUGCAAGAUGACCGAGAGUGCACGCUGCUGAAGGUCUCUGACUUUGGGCUGAGCAAGUUCGUAGACAAAAAUUCAAUAAUGCGCACACUCUGCGGCACGCCACUGUACGUUGCACCGGAGAUACUGCAGACCAAUGGUAACGGCAGUUACACGCGCAAGAUAGACAUCUGGAGCAUGGGCGUUGUGCUCUUUACGAUGUUGAGCGGUAAUCUGCCUUUUUCCGACGCUUUUGGAAGCCGGGCGGUCGAUCAGAUUAAGAGCUCCAAGUUCAGCGUGCGCUCACCAGCGUGGCAGGGAGUUUCGUCGAAAGCCAAAAAACUUAUUUACGAAAUUUUGAACGUUAACGCGAAGAAACGUCCAUCAAUCGAGGAUCUCAUAAAAAGCAUCUGGUUGCGUGACCCGGUUGCCAUUGCCGAUGCUAAACAAUUGAUGGGUGACUCGUUGGCACUGGAAGAACAACCCAGAACAACAUCGGAUGUUGAAAACAACAGUGCGGGGCCGAGCCGAUCCUUGCAACAACCACCCAGCAAACGCCAGCGAGUCGGGCAAGUUUGAUGAGGGGUCAAACCCCGAAGGUGCCAUCGUUAGAAAUUUUCCGUCACUAGAAACUUCUUUUUUAAUCUACUGAUACAAUUUCUUCUUUUAUUCUUUGACUGGUUUUUCUAUAAAACGUCUUACUUAAGUUGUCGAUUGUUCUAUCUGUGAAGUUCUACAAUGUGUGAUAUAGUGUUCUGUAUCUGCCGUGCACCUGGUUAAAUGUGCAAAAUAUUCAUUAAGUUCACUCGUACGGAUGGCUUACAGUCUAGAAACGAACACUGUCGAAUGAAAGGUACGUCCAUACUAAGAGUGAGGAUAACUUAUUUUGUUUUGCUUUGUCAGACACUGCAAAUGACCCAAGAGCAAUCGACGAUAGUUUUGUGUUGUCAUUUACUAAUAUUUAGUACUUCACCAAAAAGGAACUCGUGCCCGUAAUGGCAUAAAUCGAACUAAAACAGCAAAUUCCUAUGCAAACAAAUGAAUUCGUCGGUAAAGCCGUAAUAUUGUUGGCGUUCAUCCGAUUUUACGUAACGUUUUUUAUGCUAUCAAGAGUCUACAAAUAAAGUACA
Messenger RNA from Anopheles bellator, 2301 nucleotides. RefSeq names its product ovarian-specific serine/threonine-protein kinase Lok (gene lok). The transcript has 5 exons. Gene Ontology annotation, cellular component: cytoplasm; nucleus. NCBI's taxonomy places the organism in Eukaryota, Metazoa, Arthropoda, Insecta, Diptera, Culicidae. Gene Ontology annotation, molecular function: protein binding; ATP binding; protein serine/threonine kinase activity. Gene Ontology annotation, biological process: mitotic DNA damage checkpoint signaling; protein phosphorylation. The record is from RefSeq and is a predicted model, not a curated record. Bases 254 to 1750 code for a protein of 498 amino acids.